AUGAAAUUGAUUAAACAAUUAUUUAACAAGACCAAAGUUAUACAGAAGCCAUUGGUCACAGGGAACGGUCCCUUUAUAGAAUUACCAAAGUUCAUUCCAAUUGAUGAACAAUUAUUAAAUAUUACUCUACCCAAACACUCCCUGUUAAACAUAAGAAAUGGAUCACUAUUGGCUAUAAAUGGAAAUAUAACCGACAUACAAUCUGUUCCUAGUAACUCAUACCAGAAGUUGACUUCAUCUGGGUUUAACUCGUUAGUUAUUAAUGGAAACUACUCGAUUGUUGACACAAAAGACACAUGGACUAUAUUGAAUGAGCAAGACUUGAUUGCAUACACAGGGUAUAACUUUGAUGUUACCCCCACCUCAAUAUUGUCUAAGUUUAGAAGUAUCCAAACCAAAGGCGAUGGGACUAUUGUGUUGAAUGGUAAUUUGUUUAAUAUUGAAUUGGCAGCCAAUGAAGAAAUACUCGUGAAUCCAAAUGCAUUAAUAGCUACUACUUCAACAGUAAACUUUCAAGUUUUGAACAAGGCCAAAUAUAGUAAAUUAGAUUGGGCACUUCCUACGCAAAGCAUAUUUGGCUCGUUAACUUCCCCAAUAACUUCAUUGCUUGACAAGAUUACUCAGUAUAACAAAGACAUAGUUAGCAAGAUAACACAGAAUAAUUCUUAUCGCAACCUUCUUGAUUAUACGGGGCCAGCCAAGACUAGGUUAAAGAAUCUAGUUGAUUGGAUAGUCUUAUAUGCUACUACUAUUUUCAAAAGAAAACCAAUUUAUAUUAAAAUCAAAGGUCCUACAAAAUUGUUGAUUAACAAUGAAACCGUGGUAUCAAAUACAAAGGUAUUCACCCGAAAAGAAAUAAAGACUAUUUACAGCAGACACUAA
Molecule: messenger RNA, 882 nt
Organism: Spathaspora passalidarum NRRL Y-27907
Lineage: Eukaryota; Fungi; Ascomycota; Pichiomycetes; Serinales; Debaryomycetaceae
Exons: 1
Coding region: 1-882 (293 amino acids)
Biological process (GO): inner mitochondrial membrane organization
Cellular component (GO): mitochondrial inner membrane
Source: RefSeq, a predicted model, not a curated record